This is a messenger RNA of Pistacia vera, 559 nucleotides long. RefSeq names its product protein CASPARIAN STRIP INTEGRITY FACTOR 1-like. The record is from RefSeq and is a predicted model, not a curated record. The transcript is spliced from 3 exons. NCBI's taxonomy places the organism in Eukaryota, Viridiplantae, Streptophyta, Magnoliopsida, Sapindales, Anacardiaceae. Bases 197 to 559 code for a protein of 120 amino acids.
CAGUUUAUCACUAAGAUUACCAAUUAGAGUGUAGCUUAUUUUAAACCCUAAUAAUGCUGUUUGCAAUAUAGAUAAGAAACAUCAAGCAUAUAUCAUUUUUUUUUUGCAUAUUUCUGAUCUCUCUUGAAUCAGAAAAAAUAUCAGCUGCUAGCAAGAAGAAAAGAAAAAGUUGAAGAAGUUUGCUUAACACAAAAUAAUGGGUUCCAUGCUUCUGAUCAAGAAGAUUAGUCUUCUGUUCCUUCUGGUUUCAGCUUCACUUUUAUCAACUUGUUUGGCAGGCCGACGAAUAUCAACUUCUGUGAAUAAGUUGGGCGUGGCAGUGGAGGCAACUCAUGAGGAGAAUCCAUCACAAAAUGAGGAAGUGAUCAGUGUAAUACAUGAAAGGCUGCUGAAGGUAAACACAAAAGACUAUGGCAGAUACGAUCCAGCACCAACUUUGUUAAGCCUCCUUUCAAGCUCAUCCAAACAUCAUCAUCAUCUCAAAAUCCAUCAUCAAGCUUGGUCAAUUAAUGGCAUGCUACACUACAGCCUGAUCGAUCGCCAAGUAGUAAUUAAGUAA